AUGAUCUCAAAAGUCUCAACACUUUUCCCUCCCUCUCAGUACCGAUUUUUCCCGCUAAUUUCUCACUUCUCUCUUUUCUUGCAAGUGUCUCUUGAAUUUCCUUCAAAAUCUCAACCCUAAAAUCAAAUAUAAAGUGUGAGGAAAGCAGCGUUCACUCUCAGCAACUAGCAAGGAAAAUCGAAAUCGCACGAGUACGAGAACCAGAAUUGAAUGAAGGUUCAAUAGGUUCUAUUCUAUAACGAUUGAUUUGACAUCCAAAAUUGGUCUACGAUUUGAUACAUUAGAAGUGGCAUUGCAGCAAAUGUCAACAUCUUAGCAAAUAUUAAUUGAAGUUCAAACCUGUGAUAUUAACAUGGCAGAGAAUGAUGGACUCCAACAAAAUGCAUCGUUUGAGUUGGCGAGAGGACUUGUUCAUGGUAGUGCCAAUUUGGGCUAUUGUCAAGAGGGUGCAAAGUAUUAGCUAAAGACCAAGAGGCAACGGGCCAUGAUGUAUGUGAAGCAGGUUUUCUCUUACGAUAUUUUCAACAGAAGAGGACAGAAGAUCCGCUCUUUUACUAUGCUUUACAGCUGGAUGUGGAAGAGAAGAUAACAAAUGUAUUUCGGGUUGAUGUAUGGAUGUUGAUUGAUUACUCUUAUUUUGGAGAUGCAGUAUCGUUGGAGACGACAUAUUGUACUGGCCAUGACCAUCGACCACUUGUAAUCUUUUCUGGUUUGAAUCACCACAGAGGUCAGGUAAUUUUUGGGGUGGCAUUGCUCUAUGAUGUGACAAUUGAUUCAUUCAAAUGGCUUUUCAAAAACUUUUUGAAGGCACAUAAGUAAAAAAGACCACUUACUGUUUUUACAAACCAAGAUCAGGUCAUAGCAAGAUCCUUGCUUGAGGUAAUUCCUGGGGUGAAGCAUGUUUUAUGCUCUUGGUAUAUACUGAAAAAUGGGAUCAAACAUCUUGGAAAGUUAAUGGAAGUUGAAUCGCCAUUUUUAAUUGAUUUUAAGAGGUGCGUGUGUGACUAUGGUAAGGAAACACAGUUUGAUGCUGCUUGGAGCAAGCUGCUAUCUGCUUACAGUGUGGAAGAUGACACAUGGUUGAAUUCACUAUACAAGGUAAAGGAAAAGUGGGCAGCAUGUUAUAUGAAGCAUGUUCUCACACUUGGCAUGCAGAUCAACCAACCCAAUAAAAGCAUCAAUGCCAUGGUAAAAUCUUUUACAAACCUUGACCUUGAUAUUGUUCAGUUCUUUGAGAACUUUGAACGAGCUGUUGAAGGCAAUCGUUAUAGGCAGUCAAAGCAUUUUGAGAUGCGGAAACAGAUGCCAAGAUUAAAGUCCAAGUAUUCACCUAUGUUACAACAGCUCGUUCAGAUUUACACACCCACUAUAUUUGACUUAUUCCAAGAACAAUGGGAUCGAUCCUUUGCUGCUCUUGCACCACAUAGAAAUGAGAUGCAAUUGAUAUUUGAAUAUGCAGUGACAAUGCAUGAAGAAGAGGGAGAAUGGAAAGUUUCUUUUGAUCCUGUUGACAAGUCAAUUUCAUGUAGUUGUAAAUUGUUUGAAAGUUGGGGAAUAUUAUACUGUCAUGCUGUGAAAAUAUAUGAUUUGCAUGAUGUGAAGAUACUUCCUCACCAAUAUAUAUAUUAAAGAGGUGGACAAGAAUGGCAAAACGCUAUUUGUCCUAUGAAAUCAUGGGAAAUGGGGUUGAAGAAAGCUCAGACCGAUUUGGACAACUUUGUUACAUGCUGUUAAGAUUAGCUGCUGAAGCAUCAGAAUGUCCCAAGACAUUUGCUAUGUUCCAUGAAGCCAUGCUAAAAAUAAGCAAGAAAGUUGAAGAGAUUCUUAAGAAGCAAACGAAUGCAGAGGACAUGACCUCCUUGGCAUUGCCAGAGAAGGUUGAUGCGCAAAGCCUUAGUUUCAAGAAGAGAGAUGGUAUGAGGAGAAAGAGGCGGCUGAAGAAGUGGGUUAAAUUUAACAAACUGAAGACUAAGAGAAGGAAAACAUGUUCCACAGUCACAGCUUCACAAGCUCCAGAAUCUAAGGGCACUCAGAUGCAAUAUGGAAUGAUUAGCUUAGAAUCUGCAGUUUCGAAUAAUGUCCAGUCAGUACCAUCUUUGCCUACAUCACCCCAUACAUUGCUUGAUUGUCUCAAGCCUUGGUUUGUCUCUUGUAACCCAAGAAGAAAAGACAUCGCUUGACUGUGGCAUGCCAUCGCGAGGGGCACUACAGUUCAGUUAAGAGAUGUCAUGGUACAUAACUAUAAUCAGAUCAACAUUUACAUUUAAAUUAGUAAUUUUUUAUAGAAUCAUUACAUUGUAUGCUCCAUAACUGCAUAAGUGGAGCAAUUGAUUUGCUAUUUUCUGUUCACACAUUUAUUUCUUCAUUUGUUUUGUUGUCCAGCCAGAGUUACUUACAAUGUCCUUUCAUGUUUCCUAGUAACAGUCCUUACUGAUGUAACUUCACAAAGUAGCAUAAUUCAGCAUCAAUGAAGCAUUGGCAAUUUGUAGUUGUCCAAGUUCAUCGUCCGUUACAGCUCAAAGCAAGUCUCUUGCAAGAAUGUAGCAGCAUAUGGACCAUUUUGACAGUAAACACUAGUUCCAAUUAUAGUCUAUUCCAAGUUUUUGUGCAUAUGAUCCACCAUCAGCUUGGCUUUGUAACUAAAACAGAUGCAUGCAUUUACCAAAAAAAAAAAAAAGCAUGCAUGUUUUUGAUUGAUGUCAGGUUUCCAAGUCUUUCCUGCUUCAUACUAUAUAGUAAGUGGCAUUUUCCUUGUGCUUCAAUGUAAACUUUAUCAGCGUUGCGUAAUCAUUAGUCAGGUUAGCGAA
Molecule: messenger RNA, 2807 nt
Organism: Prosopis cineraria
Lineage: Eukaryota; Viridiplantae; Streptophyta; Magnoliopsida; Fabales; Fabaceae
Exons: 4
Coding region: 1644-2180 (178 amino acids)
Source: RefSeq, a predicted model, not a curated record